This is a messenger RNA of Diorhabda carinulata, 2244 nucleotides long. RefSeq names its product complex I assembly factor ACAD9, mitochondrial (gene Egm). The transcript has 8 exons. NCBI's taxonomy places the organism in Eukaryota, Metazoa, Arthropoda, Insecta, Coleoptera, Chrysomelidae. Bases 265 to 2196 code for a protein of 643 amino acids. Gene Ontology annotation, molecular function: acyl-CoA dehydrogenase activity; flavin adenine dinucleotide binding. The record is from RefSeq and is a predicted model, not a curated record.
CAAAGUAUAUCAUUAAACGAGAGUAGUACCUUGGCUGUAAUUAUCAUAUCAUUGUUAUAAUUUUUAUUUUAAAUCAAAAAUUCAUGUUUGGGCUCUAAAAUUUUACAUAUCACUAGAGACUACACCGAACAGUAAAAGGAUAAAUUACUCGUCACACGCUAAAAAACAAACUUUGCUGUCAAAUUUUUGGAAGUGUGUUCUAACCAAAAUUGGCAUUUAAAUUUUGAAUUUCAUUUAUUUAAUAAGUAAAAAACUUCAACUAAAAUGUUUAUAAGACCUUCGUUAUCUAAUAAUUUUCUUUUGAAAAGAAUAAUUUGGUCGGAUUUAAUAAGUAGUUCUGGAACCUCACAGAAAUUUAGUCAACAAGUGCCUGCUGUUAAAAAUACGGAGGAAUACUACGAAAAACAACUAAAAGAAUUCCAAACUCUUACUAAUGUAACUAAAAAAGUGAGAACGAAGAAACCACAAAAGCCGCCGUUUGUAAAAAAUUUCUUGUUAGGAAAAUUUGAUACAGAUCUCCUUACCUAUCCUGAAUUGAAUAAAAGUGAUACUAAAAAUUUAGAGGACACCGCUAAACUAGUACACAAUUUAAUGAAACAAAAUCAUAUGGUGGAUUGUUCUUCAAUGACAAAGCAAUUCAGGCAGAAUCUUUCAGAUUUUAAAGCUAUAGGACUCCAAGCAGCUCAAUUAAUGAACGGAAUGGAGUGUAAUAUAACAGAAAGCUCCGUAUUUUUAGAAAAAUUAUCUGAACAUAAAUUGAGGAAUAGCAUUGUAAAUAAUGAACAAUUGGGAGUAUACCUUUUAAACAAAUUUGGAAAUGACGAAUUGAAGUUGAAAUAUUUAACAAAGCUGAUGAAUGGAGAAAUUUUAUCAGCUGCAUGUAUUUCUGAAACUACUGCUACUGAUUUAAAUUCUCUUCAAACUAAUGCUAAAUUAUCCCCGGAUGGUAAACAGUGGAUUUUAAAUGGUGAAAAAACUUGUGUUGUAAAUGGAAAGCUUGCAGAUAUUUACAUAGUUUUCGCUGUAACGAAAAUUAUCAAAAAAGAUUUAUUAACAGAAACAAAAUUGACUAGCUUCAUUAUAGAUAAAGAUUCUCCAGGAAUAGUGAUAAAGGAAAUCGAUUGCAAAGGAAUAGAGAUCGUUAACAUAACUUUUAAUGAUACUCAAAUUCCAGCCUCGAAUGUUAUUGGGGAGGUUAACAAAGCUCAAAAUUUAUUACAAACUUUGAUAACAGAAUUGAGGUUAAGCAUAGGUCCAAUGUGUGUGACUGUAUCGAAACAAAUUUUAAACAAUCUAAUAACGGAAAUUCAGAAUAAAUCUGAUGAUAAAAAUUUACUACAUGAAACAGAUGGUAUAAGAGAAAAAAUAGGUGAGAUGAUUGUUUCAAUUUAUGCCAUGGAAAGUAUCCUAUAUUUAACCACAGGCCUAAUAGAUAAUUAUGAAAAUCAAGAUAUUGAAGUAGAAGCAUCAAUCGUUAAAGCAUUUUGUUCAGAUCAAACAAUGAAAUUGGCUACGAAAGCUUUGAAUUUAUUAGGGGCAAGUUUCGUACGAGACUCUCAUUGGCUACACCCUUUGUUCGAAGAAGCUCUAAGAUUUAAAAGUUUAAAUGAACCAGAUGACGGUUUGAAGAUUAUUUUGGCUUUACUUUGUCUUCAGCAUGCAGGGAAAAGUACUCAUGAAUUAAUUGAAAAAAUUAGAAACCCGGUGUCGCACAUUUCCUUCGGGUUUAGAAGGAUGUGGAGGAAUAGAAGGAACAACGAAGACAAUCCGAAAUUAGAUUUAGAACUGGGAGAUUACCUCCAUCCAUCUUUAGAAAACGCCUCUAAACAAUUAGAGUACUGCGUGAAGAGACUCGAAUUUGCCUCGGAGGUGUUGUUGGUAAGGUAUGGUGGUGAUAUUGUCAAUUAUCAUAUGGAACUUAGAAGGUUGGCCAACGUUAUUGUCGACACCUACGUAACCGCAGCUUGUUUAGGUAGGGCAUCGAGAUCUUAUUGCAUAGGGGUCCAACAUGGCGAUGUCGAGAUGUUGAUAGCUUCCACUUACGCUAAUUCGGCUGUGGAAAGAGUCAAAUAUAACGUGCUCAAAAUAUACGGCGGUUACUAUAAUACAAAUGACGAGAACCAUAGGUUUUUGGCUAAAAAGAUAUUUAAAUUCAAGGAGUACUUUCCGAAACAUCCUCUUACUAGGAAUUUCUAAUUUUUCUUAUGUAGUUAUUUAUUAAAAUGUUAUGUUUAAGAAAUAAAA